CAUCUCCCAAGGACAGGAAUGUUCCUGGAUAGUCCCUGUUCAAUGUGCUUCCAAUUCCACAGGUUCCACGUGGAUAAACUCUCCUCUGCCCACGUGUACCUGCGGCUGCACAAGGGCCAGACCAUGGACGACAUUCCCAAGGAAGUGCUCAUAGACUGUGCCCACCUGGUGAAGGCCAACAGCAUCCAAGGGUGCAAGAUGAACAACGUGAGCGUGGUUUACACCCCCUGGACAAACCUGAAGAAGACGUCGGACAUGGACGUGGGACAGAUCGGAUUCCACAGGCAGAAGGAUGUGAAGGUUGUGACUGUGGAGAAGAAGGUGAACGAGAUCCUGAACCGGCUGGAGAAGACGAAGGUGGAGCGUUUCCCGGACCUGGCGGCCGAGCGGGAAGCGCGGGAUCGGGAGGAGCGCAACGAGAAGAAGGCCCAGAUCCAGGAGAUGAAGAGGAGGGAGAAGGAGGAGCUGAAGAAGAAGAAGGAGCUGGAGGAGCUGAGGAGCUACUCCUCCCUGAUGAAGGCAGAGAACAUGUCCUCCAACCAGGUGAGUGAGAGCUGCUGAUCCCACGGAAUCCCC
Molecule: messenger RNA, 576 nt
Organism: Neopelma chrysocephalum (saffron-crested tyrant-manakin)
Lineage: Eukaryota; Metazoa; Chordata; Aves; Passeriformes; Pipridae
Product: coiled-coil domain-containing protein 25-like
Exons: 5
Coding region: 19-561 (180 amino acids)
Source: RefSeq, a predicted model, not a curated record